Sturnus vulgaris (Common starling) is the source of this 966-nucleotide messenger RNA. Lineage: Eukaryota; Metazoa; Chordata; Aves; Passeriformes; Sturnidae. The record is from RefSeq and is a predicted model, not a curated record.
AUGAAGUGCCACUACGAGGUGCUGGGCGUGAGGCGCGACGCCGCCGAGGAGGAGCUGAAGCGGGCGUACCGCCGGCUGGCGCUGCGCUGGCACCCCGAUAAAAACCUCGAGAACGCGGAGGAGGCAGCGGAGCAGUUCAAGUUGAUCCAGGCGGCGUACGACGUGCUCAGCGACCCACAGGAACGGGCCUGGUAUGAUAAUCACAGGGAGGCUCUGCUGAAAGGGGGAGUUGAUGGAGACUAUCAAGAUGAUAGCUUAGAUCUGCUGCACUACUUCACUGUUAGCUGUUACUCUGGAUAUGGGGAUGAUGAAAAGGGAUUCUUUACAGUCUAUCGACAAGUUUUUGAGAAGAUUGCGAAGGAAGAGUUGGAAUAUAUGACACAGGAAGAUAUUGAAGAAUUCCCUACGUUUGGGUAUUCCCAUAGUGACUAUGAUACGGUAGUCCACCCUUUCUAUGCAUAUUGGCAGAGUUUCUGUACGCAGAAAAACUUUGCUUGGAAAGAAGAGUAUGACACACGACAAGCCUCAAACCGCUGGGAGAAGCGAGCUAUGGAAAAAGAGAACAAGAAAACGAGAGAGAAAGCAAGGAAAGAGAGGAAUGAACUGAUCCGUCAACUAGUAGCCUUUAUUCGUAAAAGGGAUAAAAGAGUACAGGCUCACAGAAAACUUUUAGAAGAACAAAAUGCAGAAAAAACUAGGAAAGCAGAGGAAUUUCGGAGGCAACAGAAGCUAAAACAAGCCAAGCUUGCUGAGCAGUACAAAGAGCAGAGCUGGAUAACUAUGUCAGAUCUGGAGAGAGAGCUGCAAGAGAUGGAAGCACANAAUAGGACAAGAGGACACAGCCUUAAGUCGUGCCAGGCGACGUUAACGCUGGACAUUAGGAGUAAUUUUUUCACAGAAAGGGUGAUUAGACAUUAUAAUGGGCUGCCCAAGGACGGUGGACUCACCGUCCCUAGAGGUAUUUAA